AUGGCCAACGACGAAUAUGAUGUGAUGGUGUUAAUCGGAGACUCGGGUGUCGGUAAAUCCAACCUGCUGAGUCGAUUCACCCGCAACGAGUUCAACCUGGACUCCAAGUCCACCAUCGGUGUGGAGUUUGCGACCCGCUCGAUCCAGGUCGACUCCAAGACCAUCAAGGCACAGAUCUGGGAUACUGCCGGCCAGGAACGCUACCGUGCCAUUACCUCUGCCUACUACCGUGGCGCUGUCGGUGCCCUCCUUGUCUACGAUAUUAGCAAGCACCAGACCUACGAAAAUGUCAACCGGUGGUUGAAGGAGCUGCGGGACCACGCCGAUUCCAACAUCGUCAUUAUGUUGGUCGGUAACAAGAGCGAUUUGCGACACCUGCGUGCGGUCCCCACCGAGGAGGCCAAGCAGUUUGCCAGCGACAACAACCUCUCUUUCAUCGAAACUUCCGCCCUUGACGCCAGCAACGUCGAACUUGCCUUCCAGAACAUCCUCACAGAAAUCUACCGCAUCGUUUCCAGCAAGGCUCUCGACUCCGGCGAAUCGAGCACGAACCCUCCUGUGGGCCGCACCAUCGACUUCACCCCGCAGCCCAACGAGCAGAAGCAAGGCUGCUGCUAA
This is a messenger RNA of Penicillium canariense, 618 nucleotides long. RefSeq names its product Rab family GTPase. Gene Ontology annotation, biological process: exocytosis. Gene Ontology annotation, molecular function: GTPase activity; GTP binding. NCBI's taxonomy places the organism in Eukaryota, Fungi, Ascomycota, Eurotiomycetes, Eurotiales, Aspergillaceae. The coding region runs from base 1 to 618 and encodes 205 amino acids. The transcript is spliced from 4 exons. The record is from RefSeq and is a predicted model, not a curated record. Gene Ontology annotation, cellular component: recycling endosome.